AUGUCUGCAUUAACACAAUUCUUUUAUAGAGCUCCAAAAGCUGUUGGUCUUAUACAAGGUGCACCAUCUUAUGAAGAUAUAACAAUCCAACAACCAACAAGUGAAGAUAUCCGUGUCUCUCAAUACUCUUCAAAUGGUAAAUAUUUCGCAUUCACCCAACCAUCUUUUGUCACAAUCGUAAAUCCAGAUGAUGGUUCAGUUGUGAAUAAACUUGAAUUAAAAGAUGUUUUUGAUUUACAAUUUUCUCCAAAUGGUUCAUAUUUGUGUACUUGGGAAAAACCAGUGAAACAAGAAGAUGGUAAUUAUCAUAAUAAUGUUAAGAUCUUCACUUCUGUUGACGGGAAAUUAUUUGGUGAAUAUAGUGCUAAAGAUCAAAGCGGUUGGAAGCCAGAUUUCACUGCAAAUGAAGAAUUAAUUGCAAGACAAUCUAAAAAUGAAAUCAAAUUUUAUGAAGUUAACGCUGAAUUGAAUUUUAAUAAACCAGCUUGGUCAUCUUUAAAAGUUGAAAAUUUACAAAAUUUCAAAUUAUCACCUGGUAAAAAUCCAAAAAUUGCAAUUUUCGUCCCAGAAAAAUCUGGUAAGCCUGCUUGUGUUAGUGUCUUCAACAUAACAACUUCAAUGACCCAACCAGUUUCAACCAAAAGUUUCUUCAAAGCUGAAAGAUGUUCUUUAAAAUGGAAUAGUUUAGGUACUGCAUUAUUAGCAUUAGCCUCUACAGAUGUUGAUGCUUCAAACAAAUCUUAUUAUGGUGAAACCACUCUAUAUUUAUUAGGUAUUGCAGGCUCUUAUGAUUCAAGAAUUACCUUGGAUAAAGAUGGUCCAAUUCAUGAUAUUACUUGGUCUCCUUCCGCUAGAGAAUUUGGUGUCGUGUAUGGUUAUAUGCCUGCAAAGACUACGAUUUUUGAUGCAAGAGGUAAUACUAUUCAUUCAUUGCCUCCAGCCCCAAAAAACACUAUCUUGUUCUCUCCUCAUGCCAGAUAUAUUUUGGUUGCGGGUUUUGGUAAUUUACAAGGUACAGUUGAUGUUUAUGAUCGUCAACAAAAAUUCACAAAAAUCUCAUCUUUUGAAGCUUCAAACACUUCUGUUUGUCAAUGGUCUCCAGAUGGACGUUACAUCUUGACAGCUACAACUUCACCAAGAUUAAGAGUUGAUAAUGGUGUUAAAGUUUGGUAUGCCACUGGUAAAUUAAUUUUCAACAAAGAUUUCAAAGAAGUUUAUUCAGUUGAUUGGAGACCUCGUGAAUUAGAAUUAUUCCCACCUUUAAAAAAAUUAGAUGAUGAUCCUCAACCAACUCAAAGUGCAUUGGAUUAUCAAGAAAAGCAUUCAAAAGCUACACCAGGUGAAACCACAAAACCAAAAGGUGCUUAUAGACCUCCACAUCAAAGAAACGGUAACGCUAACUCAUCUGCUCCACAAUCUUUAUAUCAAAGAGAAUUGGGUGCUAAUUUAUCUCAAGGUUCUUUCCAACCAAGAACAAGAGAAAGAACAGUCCCAGGUGCUCCAAAACCGGUUGAAAAAGAAAGUAAAUCAGCUGCAAAGAACCGUAAGAAGAGAGAAAAUAAGAAAGUUUCAGAAAAUAGCACACCAGAACCUUCACCUGCUCCAGUAGAACCAAAAUCUGAACCAUUAAUAGCUGGUGGUGUUCAAAGUCUUGAAGAGAAAAAAAUCAGAGGUUUGUUGAAGAAAUUAAGAGCUAUUGAAGCACUAAAGAUGAAGCAAGCAAAUGGUGAGACUUUAGAAGAUACACAAGUGCUUAAAAUACAAACAGAAGAUAAAAUUAGAGCUGAUUUAAGUUCAUUAGGUUGGAAUGAAUGA
This is a messenger RNA of Hansenula anomala, 1815 nucleotides long. Its product is annotated as translation initiation factor 2A. Gene Ontology annotation, molecular function: protein binding; mRNA binding; ribosome binding. NCBI's taxonomy places the organism in Eukaryota, Fungi, Ascomycota, Saccharomycetes, Phaffomycetales, Wickerhamomycetaceae. Gene Ontology annotation, cellular component: cytosolic small ribosomal subunit. The transcript has a single exon. The record is from RefSeq and is a predicted model, not a curated record. Bases 1 to 1815 code for a protein of 604 amino acids. Gene Ontology annotation, biological process: translational initiation.